Messenger RNA from Erpetoichthys calabaricus (reedfish), 10126 nucleotides. RefSeq names its product tectorin alpha (gene tecta). The record is from RefSeq and is a predicted model, not a curated record. Gene Ontology annotation, molecular function: protein binding. The coding region runs from base 9 to 8132 and encodes 2707 amino acids. Lineage: Eukaryota; Metazoa; Chordata; Cladistia; Polypteriformes; Polypteridae. The transcript is spliced from 33 exons. Gene Ontology annotation, biological process: cell-matrix adhesion.
CCGCAUGCAUGAGUGCGCUUUCGUCAUUUCCGGGACGCGGGAGGCCCGCUGUGACAACUGCUGGAGCCACAAUAACAAGAGUCCGGGAGAGAGAGAGAGAGAGAGAGAGAGAGAGAGGGGGUCUUCCCUUGUGGGUCGCCUGGCUUGAGGACUCGGCACGGACACACAGGCAGCUUGGAAGUGCAGUGUUGUCUUCUCUGCCUCACCUCUGUGGGUGUCUGGCUUCCUUGCCACUUUGGCCUCACAGACGGGGAGGCCCAGCAGUAGCUGCAGCAGAGUGGAAGAUGGAGGACGAGGGUGGGCGCAGCUUCAUGCAGGUCAUCAGUGAGAAGUACAGCCCAGAAAACUUCCCUUACCGUCGGGGUCCAGGGAUGGGUGUUGUGGUGCCACCUGGCCCUCAGGGCUCCCCAAUGAAAGACCGCCUCAACCUCCCAAGCGUUCUAGUUCUGAAUAGCUGCGGAAUCACAUGUGCUGGAGAUGAGAGUGAAAUUGCUGCUUUCUGCUCACAUGUUUCGGAGCUGGACCUGUCUGACAACAAGCUACAGGACUGGCAUGAGAUCAGCAAGAUUGUGUCCCAAAUUCCACAUCUCGACUUCCUUAACAUUAGUUCCAAUCCCCUGCAUGAGGCUGUGCUGGAUCGGGAGUGCGCAGAGGCCUUUGUGGGAGUGCGACGUCUCGUCCUUAAUAACACCAAAGUGUCAUGGAAGACUAUGCACAUCCUCAUCAGCGAGACCCCAGAGUUGGAGGAACUGUUCUUGUGCCUUAAUGAAUAUGAUGCUGUGCCCACCUGCUCUGUCACCUGUCCUACCCUGCGACUGCUUCACAUAACUGACAACAACCUACACGACUGGAAGGAGGUGCGCAAGUUUGGGGCUAUGUUUCCUGGACUGGACACCUUGGUGAUGGCCAACAAUCACUUGAAUGGGAUCGGUGACAGUGGUGAUACAUUAAGUAGGCUUUUCCCCAGUUUGCGCUCCAUCAAUCUACACAACUCAGGUUUAAGCAACUGGGAGGACAUCGAGAAGCUGAACUUGUUCCCAAAGCUGGAGGAGGUGCGGUUGCAAGGCAUCCCUCUACUGCAGACCUACACUAAUACAGAGCGAAGGAACCUCAUAAUUGCUCAUUUGCCUUCUGUUUCUGUACUAAAUGGCAGUGUGGUAACAGACGGUGAGAGGGAAGAUGCAGAAAGAUUCUUCAUCCGCUAUUAUUCAGAUUUUCCAGAGGAGGAGCAACCAUGCAGGUACAAGAGCUUGGUCAAUAAGUAUGGAAAACUGGAACCACUAGCCGACAUUGACCUUCGGCCCCGUUGCAAUGCCAAGGUAGAGGUUCACUUUGAAGGCAAAGUGGAGGUGAUGAGUAUUCGAUUGGAUCAGACGGUGGCCGAGCUAAAGAAGCAGCUUCGUACAGUGGUGCAGAUGUCCACCAACAGCAUGCGGCUCUACUACAUUGACAAGGAUGUGGCAAAUGCCUUCGGGCCAGAGGAGAUGAAGUAUAGUACACGAGCCCUGCACUCUUACAGCAUCAGAGAUGGCGAUGAAAUUCUUGUGGUGCCCAAAACCAAGCUAGAUCAAGUGAUCACACAUUUCUGCAAGUAUCCAGUGAUAAUGUUAACCCAGAGGUCCCAGGCCAGCUGGAUCUAUGUUGCUUUCCUACUUGCACCCAAAACAGUCCUCUGCCAGGACAUCCUGUACCCUUUUGGACUUGCACACAGAGACACAGAAACUCCUAAGAUGGAUGAUGGUAGUUCUGCUGAGAUCCCUCUUCUAAUUCAGUUCAUUUUCUUCAAUAUGCCCUACCGUUCCAUCUUUGUGAACAAUAAUGGUGUGAUUUCCUUCAAUGUGCAAGUGAGUCAGUUCACCCCAGAGGCCUUCCCACUGACUGACAGCCGAUCCUUUAUUGCACCCUUCUGGGCAGAUGUGCACAAUGGAAUUCGUGGCGAUGUGUACUAUCGUGAGAGCACCCACCCGGAUAUCCUGCAGAGGGCAACACUUGACAUUCGGAAAUAUUUUAAGAACAUGGUCUCCUUCACAGCAACAUGGGUGUUCAUUGCCACAUGGCAUCAAGUCACCUUCUAUGGGGGCAGCCAGACGACCCCGGUAAACUCCUUCCAAGCUGUGCUCAUCUCUGAUGGAGUUGCUUUCUUUGCCAUGUUCAACUAUGGGGACAUCACCUGGACGACUGGGACUGCAAGUGGUGGAGAUCCUCUAACUGGUCUGGGUGGGACAGCUGCACAGUCAGGAUUCAAUGGUGGAGACGUCAACCAUUUCUUCAACCUGCCAGGAUCGCGUUCCAAUGAAAUAGUGAACAUUGAACAGACCACCAACGUCAACCUGCCUGGCCGAUGGCUCUUCCGCAUUGAUGGGGAUCAGAUUGACCCAGCCAAUGGAUGCAGUCUCAAUGGUCGAUUCUACAGACGUGGAGAGAUCUUCUGGCUUUCAGACCAGUGCUCCCAAAAAUGUCGCUGCCUGGACGUAGAAAAUGAAAUCCAAUGCCAGGACCUUCCAUGUGGGCCACUGGAGACUUGUGAGCUCUAUGAAGGGGCUUACCACUGCCAGCCUACACGCACCAGCACCUGUGUUGUUUUUGGUGACCCACAUUACCACACUUUUGAUGGCUUCCUGUACCACUUCCAAGGUACCUGUUCGUACUUGCUAGCUCGACCCUGCUGGGACACACUGGGGCUUCCCUUCUUCAGUGUAGAGGCCAAAAAUGAAAACCGUGUUGGCACCUCUGUGUCUUGGCUGCGUGAUGUCCGGAUUGAGGUCUAUGGACACCACAUUGUUCUCCCUAAGGGCAGCCUGGGUCAAGUGCAGGUUGAUGGCAUCCUGAAAACCCUUCCAGUCCAGCUAAUGUUGGGGGCUGUUCGUAUUUAUCAGAGUGGUGUGGCAGUAGCUGUGGAGACAGAUUUUGGUCUACUAGUAACAUAUGAUGGACAACAUUAUGCAUCAAUUUCUCUACCCAGUUCCUACUUCAACAACACCUGUGGACUCUGUGGGAAUUACAAUGACAACCCUGGUGAUGAUCCAUCCCUUCCUGAUGGAACACUGGUGGAGAAUGUGGCAGAACUGGGUGGAGGCUGGCAGGUGGAGGACACUGACUGGCGCUGUACUGAUGGCUGUGCAGAGAACUGCAGCCUCUGCGAUGCUGCCACUGAAUCCUUCUACUUCCGGCCUGAUUACUGUGGCAUAAUCAACAAAACAGAUGGCCCAUUCCGAGACUGUCGGGCUGUGGUGGACCCCACUGCAUUCGUCUAUAGUUGUGUCUAUGAUAUGUGCAGCAACCGUGACAAUAUUACCACACUUUGUCAAGCAAUCCAGGCAUACGCUCUGGCCUGCCAGGCCCUUGGAGUCACAAUCCGCUCCUGGAGGUCACGCACAUUCUGUGCUCUCUCCUGUCCUGAAUUCAGCCAUUACCAGGUAUGUACAAGCAGCUGUCCCCCAACAUGCUCAGAUCUGACAUCACAUCUAUAUUGUAUGCACCCCUGUACAGAAGGCUGUGAGUGUGAUGAAGGCUACAUUCUCAGUGGCAACCAGUGUGUACGAAAACAAGACUGUGGCUGUGAACAGGAAGGUCUUUACUAUCUUCGCAAUGAAUCCUUCUGGGCUACACUGGACUGCACUCAGCGCUGUGUCUGUGGAUCAGAGGGGGCCAUUUUGUGCUUUAAUGAUUCUUGUAUGGAAGGAGAAGUGUGCUCUACAGAGAAUGGUGUGUUGGGCUGCCACCCCCGACGUGAAGGAGUCUGCUCCGUUACCCAGAACCAGGUUCUGUCCACAUUUGACAGAGCUACUGUAUCCUUUUUGGAUGAGAGCUCCUAUUAUCUGGUAAAGAUGUGUGGUCCUGGGAUCACCAAUUUGUCAUCUAUAGAAGUCAAGAUUGGGCGUCGGCUGGUGAACAAAGGCCCUUCUUGGCUUAAACCUGUCAUUGUCCGGGUGAGCGACCAGGAGGUGCAGCUUGGGGGGGCCAGCUUUGAUAUUGUAAAGCUGAAUGGGGAGAGCACUUUGUUGCCCUACGUGCACCCAUCCAACAUACUGCUGGUGUACCGUGCCCCUGGCAAUGUGACUAUGCUUGAGUAUAAUGGUCUAUUGAAGGUGCGCUAUUCACGCCAGGGUCUGCUGAAUGUUACUCUCUCCACCCUUUUCUACAACUCCACUUGUGGCCUAUGUGGGUACUUCAAUGGCAACAGUUCUGAUGAACUACGGCUGCCCAACGGGAAGCUAACAGACAAUACUGAGACAUUUGCUGAAAGCUGGCGAGCCAUCGCUGAUGACCUCACAUGCAAUGGGGACUGUGAUGACCUGUACCGCAUGUGUGUGGACCUACGCCUCUACCAGAGUUCCUGGUUGUGUGGAAACAUCAAUGAUCCAAGCAACAGCUCCUUCCAAAACUGCCACACAGCUGUCAGCCCCUCACCCUUCUUCCGCAACUGUCUUUACAACAUGUGCGUGCGCAGCGGCAAUCACUCAGCACUCUGCUCUUCACUGCAAGCAUAUGCAUCUGCCUGCCAAGAUGCCCAAGUCUCCUUAGGCCCAUGGAGAAGUGCAACUGGUUGUCCACUUCCAUGCCCUGAGAAUAGCCAUUUUGAGGAAUGUACAAGUGCUUGUCCAGUUACCUGCACCAAUCUGGAGCCUCCAGCAUUAUGCCCAAUGCCUUGCUCUGAAGGCUGUCAGUGUGACGAAGGCUUUGCUUUAAAAGAUGGCCAGUGCAUACCAAAAACUGACUGUGGCUGCCAGUAUCGAGGACGCCAGCUGUCCACAAAUGAAACUUUCUGGGUCGAUUGGGAGUGCCAGGAAUUUUGCUACUGCAACGGCUCUGACAACACUGUGUACUGUGAGAAUAUCCCCUGUCGUGCUGAAGAGUACUGCCUAGAGGAUAGUGGUCUAUACUUCUGUCAGCCACGAACAGAAGCAAUAUGCAUGACAGCAGGCUAUGGCCACUUCUUGCCUUUUGGUGGAGAGUCUUUUGAUCUGCAAAGCAGUUGCACUCUCCAGCUGGCUACUACACAAUGUGGAGAAACAGUAAGCGAGAGAGAGGACCUGGACAAGACAGACAACCUGCCAGAGUUCCGUCUGUCAGUGAGGAGUGAGGACCGAGAUACUGGUCAGGCAAUAUGGAUCAAAGGAUUUACACUGGAGGUGUACAAUUAUGAGAUCUUUGUGUCCAGGAAUUACAAGCACACAGUCACGGUCAAUAAAGAACGCUUGUACUUGCCUCUAAAGCUGGGCCCAGGGAAGGUGAACAUUUUCACAUUUGGCAUGCACCUGGUGGUGGAGACGGACUUUGGUUUGAAAGUGGCUUUCGACUGGAAGACUUUCCUUUCAUUAGCUUUGCCUCGAGAUCUUUAUAAUUCCACAUGUGGAUUAUGUAGUGGACUGCCACCAACCCCAGUGGGACUUACUCCAAAAGAGUUUGGCAUGGCUUGGGCAGAGCGGGACCCUUUCUGUCGAGUAGGUUGUGGAGAUGCCUGUCCAGGCUGCAAUGAUUUAGAAGGGCCUGGAAUUGAAAAUGGCUUUGGGGAUUUUAAUGGUGCAAUCGACAAUGGGCAAAGCAAUGGCAGCCCUGACCCAGAGACACUAAGACUGUGCAGUUUGAUAGUGGAUCGGGGAGGAGUAUUCAGAAGAUGCCAUAGCAAGGUGGCACCAACCUUUUUCUACCAGAGCUGUGUACAGGAUGCUUGUGUGGAUCAUGGUGCCUUGCCAACUGUCUGUAACUGGCUGCAGAUCUAUGCAAGUACUUGCCAAACACAGGGUAUCCCUGUCAUUGGCUGGAGAAACUUCACUCCUUGUGCCCUCACUUGCCCUCCAAAUAGCCAUUAUGAGAGCUGCAUGUCAAUGUGUCAGCCACAGUGUGCUCCUGCUCGAGGAAGCCGGGACUGUAAUCACUAUUGUGUAGAGGGCUGCCAAUGUGAUGAAGGUUUUGUCAUAAACGGAAAGAGCUGCAUUCUCUCCCAGAACUGUGGUUGCUACACAGAUGGCAAGUACUAUGAGCCCAAACAGCUUUUCUGGAACAGUGACUGCACCAAGCGUUGCCAGUGCAUUGGUCGCAAUCUGAUUCAGUGUGACCCACGACGGUGUAAAUCUGAAGAGGAGUGUGCGCUCCGUCAUGGAGUGCGGGGAUGCUUUAGCCGGAAGAGCCAACACUGCAUUGCCUCUGGAGGUGGUGUUUUCCGGACUUUUGAUGGGGCUUUUCUCCGUCUUCCAGCUGCCUGCUCUUUUGUCCUUUCAACCAUCUGCCAUAAGUUACCUGAACUCUCCUUCCAGCUGAUUGCCAACUUUGACAAGUGGUCGUACCCAAACCUUACUGUGAUCUCUCAUGCCUACCUAUACAUUAAUGAAGAAAAAAUCCUCAUCUCUGGGAACACUGUUAAGGUAAAUGGUACUCCUGUGUCAGUUCCUUUUGUGACGGGCCUGAUGACAAGAGUCUCCAGUUCUGAAGGAUUUUUAGUGAUUGACACUGUACUAGACAUCCAGAUCCGUUACAACCGUUUCAAUGUUUUGCGAAUAAGUAUUGGAGAGAGGCUUCAAAACAAGGUGUGUGGCUUAUGUGGGAACUACAAUGGUGACCCCACUGAUGACUAUAUUACAUCCCGAGGAAAACCUGCUGUCAGUGGGCUAGAGCUUGCCCAGAGCUGGAAGACCAAUGGCAUGCAAAACAGCUGUGACGAGAUGCAGUAUGUGGCCCUGGCACAGACCUGUGACAACACACAGAUCAGGAAACUACAAGCAGAUGACCACUGUUUAAAGCUGACGCUGAUGAAAGGGUUUUUCCAGCCCUGCCAUGGCCUGCUGGACCCUGUGCCCUUCUAUGAAUCCUGCUACCUGGAUGGCUGCUACAAUGACCCUAAGGUCCAGGUCUGUGGCUCUCUUGCAGCUUAUGCAGAGGCUUGCCGCUCCUUUGGGACACUCAGCACCAAGUGGAUUGUACAGGAGAAUUGCUCAGAAUGGAUCUAUGAUCCCUGCAUGGGAGAAGUAUGCACCAAUAACACGUGUGAGCAGGAAAAUGGGGGUGAUCUCUGUGGUUGCCCUGAGCUACAGGACACAGGGAAUGGUGAAGAUGACAUUAUCCAGGCUGAAGUGACAUGCAAGCACUCCCAGAUGGAAGUGUUCAUUUCCAAAUGCAAGUUAUUUCAACUGGGUUUUGAGAGAGAAGAUGUCCGCAUCAAUGACCAUCACUGCCCUGGCAUUGAAGGAGAGGAUUUCAUCUCCUUCCAGAUCAACAACACAAAGGGGCACUGUGGCUCCAUUGUGCAGUCCAAUGGCACUCACAUCAUGUACAAGAACACAGUUUGGAUUGAAAGCAUUAACAACACAGGCAAUGUAAUCACCAGGGACAAAACCAUCAAUGUGGAGUUUUCUUGUGCAUAUGAACUGGACAUUAAAAUCUCACUGGAGACAGUGGUUAAACCGAUGCUGAGUGUUAUUAAUCUCACUCUGCCAACGCAAGAAGGAAGUUUCAUCACUAAAAUGGCACUGUAUAAAAACUCAUCAUACCGCCAUCCUUAUCGGGAGGGUGAAGUUGUGCUGACUACACGGGAUAUCCUCUAUGUAGGGGUAUUUGUGGAAGGUGCAGACCAGCAUCAGCUCAUUCUCAUUGUCAACAUGUGCUGGGCAACACCAUCACGGGACAGUAGUGACCGCCUACGAUACAUCAUCAUUGAGAGAGGGUGUCCAAACAUUAAGGACAAUACCAUUGAAAUGGAGGAAAAUGGAGUCUCGCUCACCUGUCGAUUCCACGUCACUGUGUUUAAAUUCAUUGGUGAUUAUGAUGAGGUUCACCUGCACUGUGAUGUUUCUCUGUGUGACUCUGAAAGAUACUCCUGCAAGGUGAAUUGUCCUCAUAACUCAAGGAUGUAUUCUGAAUAUGGCAGCCAGCAUAAGGAGCAAAUACUGUCUGUGGGACCUAUCCGGAGAAAAGAGUCUGACUGGUGUGAAGAGAACAAUGGCGGGUGUGAACAGAUUUGUACAAGCAUGUUUUCAGGGCCUCUUUGCAGCUGUGUCACAGGGAUGCUACAAAGAGAUGGCAGAAGCUGUCGAGCCUCAAGUUCAUCCAGCAAGCCACAGUCUGUACCCUUAAUGCUGGUUUUCAGUCAGAUUGCAGGCUGGCUGCUAGUCCACACACAUUCUGUCAAAUUGUAACACUGCAGGAGCGAGCAAAAGAAAGAAUCAAAAUGCAUGUGAGAAACAGAGAGAGAGAGAGACAGACUGCUAGGAGAGCCUAGAGAUUCAUGAGCAACCAACACUUCUACUGUUACUCAGCUGAAACCUACAGAAGCAAGACCCUCAAGCAAAGCAGCAGGCUGGAACCAUGAACUGUUAGAUGCCAACCACCCACCCAAAAUCUCCUGUGAUUUUUUAACGUUUCAGAAGGACUUUCUCUGUAUGGGCUAAGGGCUGUUCUGAAAAUCCAAUACCCAUAUUUUCUUGAAAUUGCCAUAUUUGCCUGUGUGCUUCCUUGCAGCCAAAAAAAGAAGAUGGUUUGUGCUUGGCUUGGCAGCUUUCACUAUUUAGAAAAUGCCUGGCAUGCUCCAGGUGUUAAAGUCUGUGGGUUAUCACUUAAGAAGACAUAAAAAAAUAGGUUUCUGAGUCAUCUGCUUUGUGUGCAAACUGUCACUAAGCAAUCUGGAGGCUUUUGCUAUGGGGGAAUUCAUUUAGCAGUGAACUGCCUUAGUCACUUUUUUUAUCUUGCAUUGAAUUAUAAAGCAUGGAUACUAAAAUUAGUGAUUUAAAUUAUAUGGAUAGAAAUGUGUUGCCUUUGUAACUCUUAAUAAACCAAUUGCAAGAAUGUGUAAGAAAUUAUAUGUGAGCUUUUAGCUAAAGCAGCCCUACAUCUUUUUGUUCAUUGUAGUUUUCAUUUCUAACUAAAUCUGCGAUAUGCCAAGCAAAUGAUCACUUUAUAAUUCAUAAUUUGGCCAUAGUUAGCCACUUUCAUUUACAAGAAAUACAUCCAUCCAUCCAGUAUCCAACCCACUAUAUCCUAACUACAGGGUCAUGGGGGUCUGCUGGAGCCAAUCCCAGGCAACACAGGGCGCAAGGCAGGAAACAAACCCCGGGCAGGGCACCAUCCCACCACAGGGCGCGCACACACACACGGGACAAUUUAGAAUCGCCAAUGCACCUAACCUGCAUGUCUUUGGACUUUGGGAAGAAACCGGAGUACCUGGAGGAAACCCACACAGACACGGGGAGAACAUGCAAACUCCACACGGGUCUUCUAACUGAGUGGCAGCAGCUCUACCCACUGCGCCACCGUGCCGCUCCCAAGAAAUACAUUUGACAGAAAAUUCCAAUGCUAAAAAAUAAAGUAGAAGCAGAAGAGUCUAAAUAAAGCAAAAAUCAAGUUGAAUUUAACAGUCAAGUAGCAAGUCACAGUAUUCAAAGACUACAGUAGUGCACCUUUGUGUUGUGAAUAGGCUAAUCAAAAUGAAGCACCAAACCACUACAUCUUAUUUUGCUCCUAACUACCCCUACCCACACAUAUGCCUAGGCAUCUCUUAGUUUAUUUAAUGUGAGCCUUCCAAAGUUUUCCCAAGAUUCCUCCAAAUUCAAUAUUUUAUUCCCAGCAUGAAACCUUUUUUUUCCCACAGCGUGACAACUGAAAUCAUAUGAAGCUGAUUGAAUUUGUGUUUCAAAGCCUCACUAAAUCCUUAGUCGGUUUAGUGUGACCCCUUUCUGAAAAUCCAUAUCUGAAGCACCCAUAACCCCAACAUCUUGAAUAUAACCUUUUAUUACUACCACAGUAUUUUCAAAAAAUGUAUUCCUUCUAUGAAACUACAUUCCUACCUGACGUAUAUAUCCUUGUUUCUUUGUUUGUUAACUUAAUUUACUACUUCUGUUAUUAAGAGAUAACCAUAGUACUGUUUCACUCUUUUUCCCUCUUGGUUUUGUAAAUCAGCUUUCUGACAAUAGUCAACGCAAAAACUAUUUUAGAAAAGUGAAUGAUUUUAUAGCACUUUUUUUCCCAAACUUUCAUUUUUAGUUGUAGAUAAAAAUAAUAGCAAACAAAUAAAAUAAUAAAAGAUAUUUGGAAUUAUUUGAAUACUGUUUGGACACGGGGCGUUUAACUACAAGAGACUGCUGCAGUUCUUGACGUGCGCUUUUGGCUAAGCUGAUUUUUUUUCUGCACUGCUUUA